AAUUCCUGCGCAGGACAUGCAUAUGUUGGCUGAUCGCUAAUGACGAUACAACAAAUGUUUUUUUAAAAAAAAUUAAAGCGAAAAAUAGUUAAAAGUUUUUAAAAAUGGAUUUAGUAUACAGAGUACCAUUUUUGGUUCUUGAGGUACCAAAUUUAAAAUUAAAAAAACCAUCAUGGUUUGUUAAGCCAAGUGCGAUGGUUGUUUUUUCCAUUAUUCUUUUAUCAUAUUUUAUGGUUACUGGAGGUAUUAUUUAUGAUGUAAUUGUGGAACCACCUAGUGUAGGAUCAACGACUGAUGAACAUGGACAUACACGACCAGUUGCAUUUAUGCCGUAUCGCGUGAAUGGUCAAUAUAUUAUGGAAGGUUUAGCUUCUAGUUUUUUAUUUACUCUUGGAGGACUUGGUUUCAUAAUACUAGAUCAAACACACUCACCGUCAACUCCAAAACUAAAUCGAAUUCUUCUAAUGAGCGUUGGUUUUAUUUGCAUUAUUGUAUCUUUUAUCACUUGCUGGAUUUUUAUGCGUAUGAAACUUCCCGGAUACUUCUAGUGGUAAAUGUGAAGACAAUUAAUUGUCUUCAAGAAUUCCGUGAACGAUUAUCAACGACUUUGGUGAGAUUUUACAUAUAUUCAUCGAUAUUGAUGACUAAAGAAAAAAGAUUAAUUAAUUCACUAUAAAUAUAAGUAAUUUUUUAUCAUAGUUUAACAUUUUAUGAAUAAAAUUUUUUCAAAUUCUUCCCAUAUACUUUACGUAGGUAUCUGUCAGAAAGAUGCUCUUUAUUAAUACAAAGUUAUAUAUUUUUAUUAAAAACUUUCUACUCUACAGUUGAUUUUUAUAAUUUUUUAGUAUCAAUAUUAAGAAAAUUAUGAUCAUAGGAUUUCCAUUUAUAUUUAGAUAAUCACAGCUGCGAUGAUUGAUAAAUUAUUGCUAAAAUAUGAAUAUGUCAUGAUAGUAUAUAAAUAGUAUAAAAUUUUAAGAAUUUAAUACUUUUAAAAAUUUGUAAUUUAUUAAUAAAUUAUAAGAUUUACUAUAAAAACUUACAAAGUUUUUAUAUAAGUACACUGUAAAAAAUUGUGAGAGAAUUCGGAGUGAUUACGGAUUCUAUUUAACUCUGAAUUCAUUCGGAGAUCCAGAGCUUAAAAAAAAAGUCACUCCGUAUAGGGAGUGAUUAUUCAAAGGAGUGAUUUUGGAGUGAUCUGGAUUUUUUUUCAAUUUGCAUUCACUUCGGAUUUAAUCUGCAUUCACUCUGUAAAUUUUUUACAGUGUAAACAUUGAAAAUAUUAAUAAAAAAAGUAGUUAUUAAA
Microplitis mediator is the source of this 1303-nucleotide messenger RNA. Its product is annotated as oligosaccharyltransferase complex subunit OSTC. Gene Ontology annotation, cellular component: oligosaccharyltransferase complex. NCBI's taxonomy places the organism in Eukaryota, Metazoa, Arthropoda, Insecta, Hymenoptera, Braconidae. The record is from RefSeq and is a predicted model, not a curated record. The coding region runs from base 105 to 548 and encodes 147 amino acids. The transcript is spliced from 4 exons.